This is a messenger RNA of Rotaria sp. Silwood2, 1014 nucleotides long. Lineage: Eukaryota; Metazoa; Rotifera; Eurotatoria; Philodinida; Philodinidae. The record is from the annotation of a GenBank genome assembly.
AUGAUUCCUGUUUUGCGCUCGAUUGAUGGUCUCCUCAAUCGUUUUGACGAAUUAUCACAACGUCAUGCUAGUUUUAUAUCAAAUUUUGAGAAAAGUUUUACUGAUAUUGAAAAUCCCUUACGUGACGUUGCACGAGAUGAAGAAGAACAAAGAAAAACUGCUGAAAGUGUAUUAAAGGCAUCAAUAGAAAGUAUUGAUCAAAUAGGAUCAAUUGGAACUGUAGAAGAUUUUAAUCGACGUAUAAUAAAAGGUCGAUCGUAUAAUCGACCACCAAGUUAUUCAUCAAAUGAUACUAGUUCAUUUUAUAAUCGUAUUCCAUCGAGAAGUUCUUGGGCAACAAUAGAAUCAGCUCCACCUCCACGUAUGUCAACAUUAACAACAGGAUCAGUAACAGUCAAAACAAAUACUUCUCAAUCAGUAACAUCUAUAUCGAUUGAGAAUCGUAUUGAUUCGAAGACUCGAUCCAUGACUAAAAUUAAAACAAAAGUUGUACCACAAAAUCUACCUACAACACAUCGAUAUGCUCGCAGUCCAAUCACAACAUUUACUAUGGAAACUGCUAUUCGACUUUCAAGACCAAGGAUAUAUCAUCACUCACUUGAUCAAAAAGUAUCAUCAAAACAUAUUCAUCGACGACCAAAACUUAAUCAAAAUAUAAAGAAUGAAGCAUUGGAAUCAUCAAUUACGCCAGUUUCAUUAGUUUCAUCAUUGGAAUCACCACAAAUCAAACGAACAAGUCCAACAAUAAUAAAGUCAUCUUCGAAAAAACUUAAAGCAGAUAGUAGAUUUGCAACAGACAAUUCGAAAAGAAGUCCCAUGAGCAACUAUCCUCGGUCCACUAUUUUUCUUGCACCUCCACCUACAAUCUGCCUUACUUUUCCUAUGCAACCCGAAUUACAACCAUGUCGAGUUGCCGUUUUACCGAAAGUAACACCCACACAAAAAAAAAUUAGCGUUUUCACUAAAAACAGAUCCGUUAUACCACCAAAGCGAUUGAUAGAAUUAAUGGCAUAA